CUAACAAAAGCCAGAGGCGAGCAGGCAUGGAGGAGCAGGCUGCACCAGUCCAGGGAGGCUAAUUGAACUUGCAGAGAUCCCAAUCAGCGCACAUUGCAGGGAUCGCAGCCCCUCCAUAGGGAUCACACCUCCUCCAUAGGGAUCACACCUCCCAGCAGGAUCCCUGGUGUGGGCAUCCACAAUGUUCUCCAUGAAACAAGCCAAACCUACCUUCAGAUCGUACCUUCUGCCUCCACAGCAUGAAGAUAAACUCAGCCCGGAGACCAAGAUUAAGAAGCUGAAGGCAAUCUUGCUGCCAGGUAAGAGGGAGAAGUGUGUGGGGCGCGGGGACCAUUGUCCAUAGUCUGUCCCUGUCGCUGGGUCCCGUCUGUAGAUUACUCUUCAU
Staurois parvus is the source of this 385-nucleotide messenger RNA. The record is from the annotation of a GenBank genome assembly. NCBI's taxonomy places the organism in Eukaryota, Metazoa, Chordata, Amphibia, Anura, Ranidae.